ACCACCCCCGAUCGACCGAUUUGCAAGUUGCAACACAGAAGGAAAGGGCUACGCUUUCAUUUUCAGAACAUCAGACCUCACUGUUCCUCACCGUUCAAAUUACUUCUUCUUCUUCUUCUUCUCUCUCUCUCUCUCUCUCUCUCUCUCUCUCUCUCUCUCCCAGAAUUGCAUAAAAAUGGCGGAUGCUUACUGGAGAUAUGCUGAAAGUAGGCAGCAGCCACCGCCGGCUCUUCACUCUCUCGUCGGGAAGCGACCUCGUGCUGAAUAUGAUCUUCCUGGUGGUAAUGAGUUGCCUGGCUACUAUACUCAUGGAGAUGAAAGGGCAGGAACACACCGUGUAAUUAGAGAUACAGAUGCCAUUGGAGCAUCUUAUGAUCGUUAUUUACGUGGCGCGCAACUUUCAUCGUAUGGUGGGGGAGAUUCUGCUAGACCUUUGAGCACUGGACUAAGUAGUCGUCCUAUAGAGGACCCACGCAUGAUUGAUAUCGGGGCCCAAGAUCCAAUGGGGACAUCAAAAGCUCGUCCCUUAGGAAUGGGAAGUGGCAGGUCUGAGCUUCCCCUACCUCCAGAUGCUAGCAGCACACUUUUUGUGGAGGGCCUGCCUGCAAACUGUACAAGAAGGGAGGUUUCUCAUAUAUUUCGUCCUUUUGUGGGAUAUAAAGAAGUGAGACUUGUGACCAAGGAAUCAAGACAUUCUGGAGGUGAUCCUUUGGUACUCUGUUUUGUUGAUUUUGUGAGUCCAGCGCAUGCUGCCACUGCUAUGGAUGCCUUGCAAGGUUAUAAAUUUGAUGAGCAUGAUCGGGACUCAGCCAGUUUAAGGCUGCAAUUUGCUCGCUACCCUGGUGCGAGGUCAGGUGGUGGGCACCGUGGCAAGCGAUAAUUGUGCAGUUUUACAGGACCUGCUCAAUUCUGGGAGUUCCAUGGUUGCAAGAAACUAAUCAACAGCCUUGUUUGUGGCUUUGGGGAGUUGCAUCUCUCUGCAUUGGCGACUUUUUAGGUUAAGUAUGAACUCGGUGAACUUUUAGUAAUUAGGAGUUGGUUUCUCAAGUUUCGGGGUGUUGGUUUUUAAUUGACUUUGAACUUCUGUUGGACACAAUUAGUGUAUGGCAAUGGUAAUGUUACAUAUCACAUUUAGACUGAGAGCUAAACAUCGCUAUGCUUUCAUAAAUGUCUUUUGAUUAAGAUUUCU
This is a messenger RNA of Diospyros lotus (date-plum), 1189 nucleotides long. RefSeq names its product RNA-binding protein 1-like. NCBI's taxonomy places the organism in Eukaryota, Viridiplantae, Streptophyta, Magnoliopsida, Ericales, Ebenaceae. The transcript has 7 exons. Bases 176 to 880 code for a protein of 234 amino acids. Gene Ontology annotation, molecular function: mRNA binding. The record is from RefSeq and is a predicted model, not a curated record.